UGUGACGCGUAGAAACAGGCUUGGCCACUUAGCUGUCGAAAUUUUCGUUUAUGCUUGUACCUUCAGCUUUCUAAAUGUGUUUUGCAAGCAAAAGUGAUAUAAUUUACCGGAGAUUCAUCUUAUCUUCAUUUUUCUCGAAAGGAUGGGGCGAUAUAAAGGUCUAUGAACGCCUGUUGGAAGCUCGAAAGACUGUCACGGAUAGAACAAAAUGUAGAAAUCUUAUUCCUUCGCAUUGUCCUGUCGAACUAAAGAAAUCAUGGAAAACGGAGUCUUGUUACAUCGCAGAAGGACAAUUUACGUCGCCUUUAGCCCAACACUUCCCGGGCCUGUUACCUAAAGAAAGCGAAAAAGCUCACUUUCAGGUCAUCGUGCCAAAAAAAUGGCCGCAAACUGGACGAAAACCGGCUUGCCUCCAUCUUGCGGGCACGGGAGAUCAUCAUUUUUGGCGAAGGAGAAAUCUAAUGGCAAAACCUUUGGCGAAGGAACACGGCAUUGCAUCGGUACUAUUAGAAAAUCCCUUCUAUGGCGUGAGAAAGCCUAAGAACCAACUUCGUUCCAGCCUUCUACAUGUGGUAGACUUAUUUGUUAUGGGUGCUGCGCUCAUUUUAGAAUCAGUUGUCUUGUUAAACUGGUGUGAACGCCAAGGGUAUGGCCCCUUGGGAAUCACAGGGAUCUCAAUGGGUGGACACAUGGCUUCUCUUGCAUGUACUGCUUGGCCGAAACCACUGGCUAUUGUGCCUUGUUUAUCAUGGAGUACAGCAUCCUGUGUCUUUACAGAGGGUGUGAUGAGCAAGGCUUGUUGUUGGAAUACUUUAGAGCAGCAACUUUCAAAUGAAGACUACAGGAACAAUUUAAUGGAUUAUAUUCCCAUCAGUGGAGCUAUAUUUACCAAAUUUACUGAUGAUAGUCUCGGAAGAAAUUUUGUGAGAGAUUAUUCUGAUUUGGAAUCGUUACUGGAAAAAGAAAAAAGAAAUUUAGACAAGAGUGGAUUCCGAACACUGUACCUCCAACAAGAAGAUAUCUACAAUGGCUUAAAGUCUUCUUUUUUUGAAAACUUACCCUCAGUUCUAAAAACUAUCAAAGCCAGAAAAGACUUUUCAGCAAAAUCAGAAACGGUAGAUUUCAUGAACUUUGUCAUGGAUGAAGCAACGCAUCUUCAAAACUUUCCACCACCAGUAGAUACCAGCUUGGUGCGGUUUCUGGUAGCAAAGCAUGAUGCGUAUGUCCCACGAGACAAUGUGAUGAGCCCAUGUGACAUUUGGCCUGGUUGCACAGUGGAAUAUAUUAACAGUGGUCAUGUUGCGGCAUCAUUAAACCACCAGGAUGUAUUUAGGAGGGUAAUCAGUGAUACUCUUGGACAACUUUCAUGAUAAGCUUACAGCUUUCAUAGGUGACAUCAAUCUCAACUGAUAUUUUGGAUUGAAGUCGUACGAGUGUCUUGUAGGCAGGUCUUUUGUGUAGCUUCAUAAAAUCUUUGCUCUGAAUCAAAUUCUUCAUAAUUCAAAGUGAACGCUUACCCUCAGCUUGUUUGAAUGUACUAUUAUGGUAUGAUGUUCUGCUCAGUGUAGCAAUAUGUUUACAUAAGAGAUCUGUUAUAUUAUACUUUGCACAGUGGUUUAUGCAUGGGUGUAUUAUAUUCAGAACACAAGACAGUAUGUUUUACUCUAUUUCCUAACAAAGUGAGAAGGUUUAAAAAUAAGAUUUACAUGUUGCUAUUGAUAAGAGUGUUUUGGUGGAAUUUGAGUAGUUUUGCAAUUAGAUGAAUCGCAUUCUUAUAAGUGUGAUUGUUCUCAAUACAAUGUAGGUCUAUAAUUGGUUUUAAUUUUGUUGAUCUCUGUGACUUUGGUAUUGAUUUCUUUUUCUAUUUUGUUCAAAUACUUAUAGGGCUGUAAAGAUAUUGUUUAUAUUGUUUAUAUUUUGAAUUUUUGUACAUGCAGUAAGUAAAUCUGACAUGUGAUUGACUAAGUUGCAUGUAGUGAUAGACAAUCAAUAGUAGCAUGUAUGUGAAUCAAUCAACUGUUUAAAGUGUGGCUCAUGAUUUUGUUUAAGUUCAAAAUAAAAUUACAGUGUUUUGUGA
This is a messenger RNA of Orbicella faveolata, 2077 nucleotides long. RefSeq names its product cardiolipin-specific deacylase, mitochondrial-like. The record is from RefSeq and is a predicted model, not a curated record. NCBI's taxonomy places the organism in Eukaryota, Metazoa, Cnidaria, Anthozoa, Scleractinia, Merulinidae.